Molecule: messenger RNA, 1647 nt
Organism: Linum tenue
Lineage: Eukaryota; Viridiplantae; Streptophyta; Magnoliopsida; Malpighiales; Linaceae
Source: the annotation of a GenBank genome assembly
AAAGUCCACUUCCCAUCCAAAACCCACAAAGCAGAAAAUGGAGCCUGCUUCCAUCACCACCUCUCUUCCCAGUCUCCAAGCCACUCCUGCUGCAGCCGCCGUGGGCGGGCUUGUUUUCUCAGUCUAUUUCGUGAAAAGGUUUAUGGUCGAUAAGAAGAAGGCCAACAACUCCCAUCUCCGGCUGGUUCCAGAGGUCCCGGGGCUGCCGGUGAUCGGGAACUUGCUGCAGCUGAAGGAGAAGAAACCCCACAAAACGUUUGCGAAUUGGGCAGAGACAUACGGACCAAUCUACUCCAUUAAAACCGGCUCCUCCUCCGUCGUCGUUCUCAACACCACAGAUGUUGUUAAAGAGGCCAUGGUGACCAAAUUCUCAUCCAUAAGUACUAGGAAGCUAUCCAGGGCUUUGUCCGUGCUCACUCAGGACAAAACCAUGGUUGCCAUGAGUGAUUAUGACGACUUCCACAAGAUGGUGAAACGCCACGUCCUCGCAAACCUGUUGAGCCCAAGCGCCCAGAAAAGACUUCGUUCUCAGAGAGACAUAAUGGUGGACAAUACAGCAACCCAAUUCCAAGCUCACGCCAAGUUCCAUCCUGAAAAGGCUCUGAAUUUCAGGAAGGUGUUUGAGUCCGAGCUCUUCGGUUUAUCCAUGAGGCAAGCGAUCGGGAAGGAUGUGCAGUCCAUCUAUGUCGAGGAAUUGGGGACUACAGUUUCCAGAGAAGAAAUCUUCAAAACUCUAGUGCUCGACCCAAUGGACGGAGCUAUAGAAGUAGACUGGAGAGAUUUCUUCCCGUCCCUGAGCUGGAUUCCCAACCCGAGCUUCGAAGAGAAGAUCGAGCAGAUGCAUUACCGCAGACAAGCGGUGAUGAGCGCCCUGAUCGCCGAACAGAAGCAAAGAAUUGCAUCCGGAGAGGUGAUUGAUUGUUUCGUUGACUACUUGCUGGCGGAAGGCAAGAACCUGACAGAUCUCCAGAUCUCGAUGUUGAUUUGGGAGACGAUCGCCGAGACGUCGGAUACGACGUUGGUGAGCUCAGAAUGGGCAAUGUAUGAGCUUGCCAAGAAUCCUGACACUCAGGAAAGGCUCCUCCGGCAAAUUCAAGCCGUCUGUGGAUCCGAUGAAGUCUCCGAGCAACACUUGUCGAAACUCCCUUACCUGAGCGCCAUCUUCCACGAGACGCUCAGAAGGCAUAGUCCUGUCCCCGUCAUCCCUUUGCGCCACGUGGAUGUCGACACCGAGUUAGGAGGGUACCACGUCCCUGCUGGAACUCAGAUAGCGAUCAACCUGUACGGAUGCAACAUGGACAGCAAGCAAUGGGACAACCCCGACGAGUGGCUGCCGGAGAGGUUCCUGGGUGGGGGAUCGGACCCCAUGGAGCUGCACAAAACGAUGGCGUUUGGGAGUGGGAAGAGGGCUUGUGCCGGAGCCCUCCAGGCGAUGCUAAUUGUUUGCACAUCGAUCGGGAGGAUGGUGCAGCAGUUCGAGUGGCACCUCAAGGAAGGAGAGGUAGAUAAUGUGGAUACUGUGUCGCUCACUGCCCGUAAGCUUGAUCCCUUACACGUGCUUAUCAAACCAAGAAGCUAGAGAAAAUUGAGGGUGAGAUCAAAUUGUGGAGCCGUUUUAUGAAAGAGUUGUUGGUGUCUGUUUUGUUU